Varroa destructor (honeybee mite) is the source of this 905-nucleotide messenger RNA. RefSeq lists its product as uncharacterized. NCBI's taxonomy places the organism in Eukaryota, Metazoa, Arthropoda, Arachnida, Mesostigmata, Varroidae. The record is from RefSeq and is a predicted model, not a curated record.
UAGGAGCUCUUCGUACUUUCUGCAAAACUUCACAAGAAAAAAGCCACUUGCAGCAGCAGCAGCAGCAGUAGCAGCCAUGUUCGUUUGGAGCGCAAUCACACUCGGUCUAGUCGCUCAACUGGCACAGGCAGCCUCGGUGCCAUGCGAUCCCAAAGUGUUGGACGAGGCCUCGACACACAUCAUCUUCCUGUCUAGUAACAUAGAUUUUCCGAUAACGAGCGAAGGCCUUACCGAGUCAUGUCCUAAAAGCUUCAGUGCACUUCAGACCGCUAACGAUUACGUGGACAACUGCGUCGGAGGUCUCGCUAAAGGCAUGCUAAAGCUCGUCUUCGAGGGCGCAAGCAAAGAAAUAAACAGCAAGUGCGUCGAGGGUGCAAAAGAGCGUGAAGAAUAUCUGAAUAUGGCUGAGUGCAUUAUUCUGAAGGCCGGUAAACCUAUUCAGGCUUGUAAUGCUAAGGUGAACGCCAUCUUUGAAGCAACUCUCGCCAAGCCCAAAAAGGACCGCAUCCCGCUCAGCUGCUGUUACAUGAAUGAACUUUACGAAUGUGUCCAAAACGCGUCAUCGAUCUGUGGUAAGGACGCCGAGGUUCUCACCAAGAAUAUUAUUGACAACUACGCUGGUGAGCUCACGGACUCCGUGUGUGCAGCCUGGCGCCCAGGAAGUAAUAAAUGCAACGCUCUGCCAAAAAUCAAGCCCGUUUCGAAGCCGACCUAUCAAACUUUCGUGCCAUCUUUAGUUGAAGUCCUCUCUUCCCUCUCGAAUUAAGUGCGGCCUAUAGACGUCACUACAGUGCGCCCUGGGCGAUACAUUUCCACAGGACAAUCAGACUGUCGAUCUUACUUAUGUAUCACUUGCCAUUGUUCAUGCAAUUUCCGUAAAUAAAAAAAAGUAUGCACGCUUCAUA